Molecule: messenger RNA, 1595 nt
Organism: Lycium barbarum (goji berry)
Lineage: Eukaryota; Viridiplantae; Streptophyta; Magnoliopsida; Solanales; Solanaceae
Exons: 6
Coding region: 514-1266 (250 amino acids)
Source: RefSeq, a predicted model, not a curated record
CUUUCAGUCCCGGUUAGAGAAAAAUCAGCGAGCAGAGAUACACUAAGCGUGCAUCUCUCAGUUUGUUCACGAAAAAUCAGCCGUACGUCUCUAUUCCAGCUUUUUAUAAGGAAAUCAGCCUCCCUAUGUCUCAGAACACAUUCCAAUCUUUCUUUCAAAAGAAAAUCAAUCUUUUCUUCUUAUUGCUCUCUUAUUGCUGUGUCUAUACUAUCCGGACAGAUUCUUGGAGUUUCCUUCUCAUCAAGUCGAAAAAAACAUAGUUGUGUUAAAAGAAGAACUCCAGGCAUCGCUCAUCAAACCUGCUCGUCUGUUGGUCUGGCUCUUGUGAACUGCUACUGAUAAAAAAGCUCAUUCUUAGAGUGUUCUUCUCACCAAGGUUGACAUGAAUCCAUCAAAUUUGAGAACUCUGGAAUUGGAUCAACUUUCAAGACUAAUAAGCAUGCAUACAUUCCACCUGGUGCCUUAGCAAGUAGACGAGGGAAAAGCUUAAAACCUUUGGGCUCCGUAAGAGUAAUGGCUGAACAAAGAACUCCAAUUGGCCAAAGUAAAAAUUUUAAUGCAUCCACAUCUUAUCAACACGAGCCAGCACAGAAUAAUAUCCUUCUACCUCCUGAUUUUGAUCAAAUUGAAGAUGAUGUUUCCCUCUCUACAGAAGUUGAAGUGAUGCAAGAUACUCAGACAAACGAAACAAGUCCUCGUGAAUCUGAGAAAGCAAAAAAGGUGAGAGGAAAGAACAUUUGUAAAAAUGUUGCAAGACUCAAACCUGGAGAAAAGUUGAGCGUCACUUUUUACCAGAAUCGAGUUGUUGGGAAGCAUGCUACCUCGUUUGUGAGACAGUUGGGUAUUUUAGUUCGUGAUCGUAAUAUGUGUCCAUUGAGGGUACACUCCUGGAAGGACAUCGAAGAAGAUAAGCUAGAACACAUGUGGAAUGCUGUUACUGCUGAAAUCCAAAAAUUGGUUCAAUCUGAUUCGUCACUUACAAAUAUUGAAGUCGUAGAAAAGUGCUUUGGACCUCAACGUAAGAGUCAUGUAGUUGGAUUUGGUGGUGGGAUAACCGCUAAAGAGUUGAAAGGUGGUAACUCUUCAAAGGCUGCCUUGUUAGAUAAGUUGAAUGCAAGUGAAAAAGAAAAUGAAUCACUAAAAAGACGCAUGGAUGAGUUAGAGAAUAAAUGUGAACGCAUGGAUGAGCUAGAGAGUAAAUAUGAACGGCUUGCAAGUGCAGUGUUUGGUCAGCCUUCAUCACCAUCAUCUUCAAAUGAUCAAUAGAUUGAAUCAUUUAACAGCUCAAGAAUUUGAAGGAUGAAGAGUCUAUCAUUCAAGAAAGGAGCAAGUUGAAGUACAAGGCGACUUUUAUAAUAUUAGGGGUGGUUUACAGACAAUAUCUUAUGUAUAAAUACUGCAAUUUUUAUCUUUUAGGAGUUGAUAAAAAUGGUAUCAUAAAACAUGGAUGGUAUAUCUUUUUUUAAUUCUUUGUAUUAACAAUAGAGUUUUAUAUGAAUAUUAAGUAUUUAGUAUAUUUUUGGAUGUGUCUGUGUAUUAUUCAGUUGUAUAAUUGUUUUUACAACAGUAAAUAGAAAUGUGGUCUUUGCAGCUCU